Molecule: messenger RNA, 914 nt
Organism: Kogia breviceps (pygmy sperm whale)
Lineage: Eukaryota; Metazoa; Chordata; Mammalia; Artiodactyla; Physeteridae
Gene: SPMIP3
Product: sperm microtubule inner protein 3
Source: RefSeq, a predicted model, not a curated record
AUGACUGCCAUCCAGCUACGAGAAUUUAUUGACCACCCACCUACUGUUCCCACUAGUAUAUUCAUUGCUCAUCAAGGAAAGGACCUCCAUGGCUAUUACCCUGGGCAGCUUGCAAGAGUUCAUUAUGCUUAUAGUGUGAAGAGAUCUCCCAGAUAUUCAAAGCCUGCUGAACCCUGGUAUAAAGAAACUACGUACCAAAGAGACUGUUCUUUGCCAUUUUAUAAGAUGGAUUGGGAACAGAAAUUAGCGACAGUUUCAUCGAAUCUACCUAGACCACUUAAUUCAAUACCAGAGCAUUACUGCUGUGAAGAGAGUGGCUUUGAAAGAAAGGCUUUUAAACUAAAGUAACCAUGGCAUUUGAACAAAAGAACAUUUGGCAUUCUUAAGUGGCUCUUUUAGACUGAAAUAAUGGUAACAGAACUACUUUUAAGUGUAUAUCCAGAUGGUUACAAUCCUAAAAUAUUUACAUGUUGCAAAUUCUUUUCAGAUUAAGUUGGUCAGCCUAGGGCAGGGAAUCAAGAUCAGCCUUAAGAAGACUUGUCACCUGUUCUUAAUGCCCCACUACCAGUCUUGUUGCUGGUGUUGGCAAACCAUCUCACAUUUAGUCCAGUGGUUUUAUGUGGAACCAGGUAAGAAUAUAAUUGCCUUCACCCAAUAACUGCAUCACUGUUGGAAAAAAAAAGCAGCAGCAGCAUCUGAGGAUGUAGCUAAGGAGGAAGAUUACUGGCAUCACAGACCUGGAAGGUGCUUUGGAUGCAGAACCCCAGAUAUGACACAGGGCUGUAGUGAGAUGUGGGGCUGGUAAAAAGAAAGAUUAAUUGAAAGUCUAGAUACAGGAGUUAACACUCCUAUCCUGACAAGAAGAAAGCCUGACAACUAGGCAUCAACUCCCUGGGCAAAAUGCUAGAGGUUCU